GUAGCAGCAGUAAUAGCAGCAGUAGUAGCAUCAGUAGUAGCAGCAGUAGUAGCAGCAGUAGUAGCAUCAGAAGUAGUAGCAGUAGCAGCAGCAGUAGCAGCAGCAGCAGUUGUUGUUGUUGUUGUAGCAGCAGUAGUAGUUGUUGUAACUUGCAAAGCAAUUUCUACAAAUUAAAAUUUCUUAACCCUGUUCAAGUUACAUACACUCUCUCUGAAUAUCAAACUACAGCCACUACAGCUGAGGUUUACAAACUAUCUGAUAACCACUGUGUGUUGUUGGCUUAACAGCCUUUUCUGAUUGGCUGAAUUCAAACACAGAUGGUUUUCCUCUUGGUUUGAAAUACUGGCCGGUACACAUGUUGGAAAAUAUACAGGUUAAACUUGUUGUUAAAAUGAAAUUAAAUUAAUUUCACAAACAGUAGAGAUGAGUUAUUCCAUUACCAACAAUUUCUUAAAAUAAUAAUGUAUAAUUGAUAUCAUUUGGAUAGUGACAUGAAGUGUUGUUAAAGAGUGAUGAAUACAGUGUUUCAGCAGUCUGUCUAGGAAUAGAACAACAACUGAAGCUUGAUGGCCGACUUACAGAGCAUUAGCAACAGUUUCAGCAGCAACUUCUCCAACAGCAGCAACUUCUCCAACAGCAUCAACCACUGCAGCAGCGAAAACAACAACUCCAGCAGCAAUCAACCCAGCAGCAGCAACAACCACCCCAGCAACAACAACCGCAGCAAAAACAAAUCCAGCAACAACAACCAGAUCCUCAACCAGAUUGUCAAGACCUGCCUGUCAACAGGACAUAAUUAUGGCCCAGCUGCUAUUAGACAUCACUGGCAUAACAGAUGCCAGUAAGGCUGCAAAGAAGUUGUUUCGCCACCUGUAAAGGGAGGAGUGAAAUAAAACGAAGGACUGUGAAACACUAGAGUACUUGAAAUAUUCUGUUUUGUUAAGAGUGUAUAUAUCCAUUGUCUUCUUCAAAUAAUAAAUUGUUAUACAUUA
Dreissena polymorpha is the source of this 992-nucleotide messenger RNA. RefSeq lists its product as uncharacterized. Lineage: Eukaryota; Metazoa; Mollusca; Bivalvia; Myida; Dreissenidae. The transcript is spliced from 3 exons. The record is from RefSeq and is a predicted model, not a curated record. The coding region runs from base 567 to 845 and encodes 92 amino acids.